AUGGCUCGAAAUGGUGUCACUCCCCCAGACCUUAACUCCCUAUCCCUCUCGGACAGCGACGCCGACGACACAGAAGACCUCUUCGCCUCACCCUCCGUGCCCACCAAAAAACGGAGACCUGAACCUGAGACUUCGAAGUCCCAACCUCCUGCCCAACCACCAGAUACUGAAGAAGACCACCUUGCCGCCCACGAAGCAUCUCUUCGCCGCGAACUGUCCUCCGUCCGCACCAUGAACCAGGUCAUCUCAGGGGUCGUCGACUCUUUGGAGAAAGCCAAGAGUAACAUGGAAACAGUUUCUGCUACAGUCUCAAAUGCAUCUACUCUCCUCACAACGUGGACGCGCAUACUCAGCCAGACCGAACACAAUCAACGGCUAAUCUUGAAUCCGCGAUGGCAGGGGGCAAGUCAGGAUAUCGCGGAUGGGGAGAACGAGGUGGUGCUGAGGCGGCAGGAGAAGGAAAGGAGAGAAGUAGAAGAGGCAAGGAGGGAGGAAGCGAGAGGGAGGGAAAAGGAGGAAGAGGAAAGACGGAGGAUGACAGAAGGGUUGACUACCAAGGGCCCACGAGGAAGAGGUAGAGGUGUAGGCCGAGGGGUCGGCAGAGCAGGGGGCAAUGGAUAUGUUGGGGUGGGCGGUCAAGGAGGAGUAAGAGGAACGGCCAGAGCAGGUGGCACAACGCCUGGAGGGGCCGGGAGCGACGUUGCCCGCAUGUCGGAGUCCACAAUGGCCACGGCGCCCUUCCUGAAGGUGCCAGCAGAGAUCCGUCUCAUUAUAUACAAGCUCUUGCUUUCGCAUCACAAGGAUAUGACUCUACGCAUACGUACGGAGGAGCAAUUCAUAUACGGGCGACGCAAGCGAGAAAUGCGACGACGAAGCAAGUUCAGGUACAUAGCCGAUCGAAUGCGCUCUCGCAGUGCCGAAUCGACAUACUGCCUUUACAGAGGCCCCGGAGACAUACGUUCCUCGAUCCUAGGUGUGAACCAACAGAUCCACGCCGAGGCCUCCCACGUCUUGUACUCGGAGCAUACUUUCGAUUUUGGCACGGAUAUCGAAAGCAUCCUCCCCUUCCUACAAGACCUGACGCCUGCCGCUCUCUCCGCCAUCAAGCGAAUGAAUAUUGUCAAACGCUCUCUACCAUACACCAAAGACUUUGAUCGCUGCGAAUGGCGCAAUGCCUGCGCGUUCAUCUCGCAGAACUUGCGCUUGGUACAACUUGACCUCUAUGUCGAAGGAGGGACACCGUCGCUUGCAAACAAGCCCGCCUUAUACUGGAAACAAAAAAAUACCUACAGCAAGGCGGAUUUUGCCUUGAUAGCAAGACUGGACGAAAUGGACGAUGACAUGGAAUGGAUGAAGCACGUCGUCGCGAUCAGGGAUUUACAGGUCCUGAAUGUAAAAGCUUUGUUGCAGCAUUGCCCGAUUCCCGGCUCGAAAGCGAUGGCAUUCUUUGUAAACUUCUCUGCGAGCAUUGAGAAAGGUUUUGCCGAGUAUCUGAGGUCGCUGAUGGUUGCGCGGUCUUGA
Letharia lupina is the source of this 1521-nucleotide messenger RNA. RefSeq lists its product as uncharacterized. Gene Ontology annotation, cellular component: DASH complex; mitotic spindle. The coding region runs from base 1 to 1521 and encodes 506 amino acids. The transcript has 2 exons. Gene Ontology annotation, biological process: mitotic cell cycle. The record is from RefSeq and is a predicted model, not a curated record. NCBI's taxonomy places the organism in Eukaryota, Fungi, Ascomycota, Lecanoromycetes, Lecanorales, Parmeliaceae.